Molecule: messenger RNA, 3720 nt
Organism: Coffea eugenioides
Lineage: Eukaryota; Viridiplantae; Streptophyta; Magnoliopsida; Gentianales; Rubiaceae
Exons: 1
Coding region: 1-3720 (1239 amino acids)
Molecular function (GO): RNA-DNA hybrid ribonuclease activity; nucleic acid binding
Source: RefSeq, a predicted model, not a curated record
AUGUCAUUUGUUCAUGCAAAGUGCUCAGUGGAUGAGCGUAAAGAGUUAUGGACAUCAUUAUUACAUGAUAAGCCUACUUUACUUCCUUGGUGUAUUGGAGGUGAUUUCAACGUUAUAUUAGCAGCACAUGAAAAGCGAGGGGGGCGUCCAUUUGCUAUAGCGGAAGGAGUGGAUUUUAUGAAUUUUAUGGAGGAAGCUGAGGUCUUUGAUGUCGGUUUUUCAGGAUCUAAAUUCACAUGGUCUAAUAAUCGACGGAGUAGAGCUCGGAUUUCAAAAAGGUUGGACAGAUUUUUAGUCAAUGGAUCUUGUUUGGAUUUUUCUAAUGACAUUUCAGUACUUCACUUGGCAAGACACCCCUCCGAUCAUGCACCAUUGAAGGUUUCUUUUGUAACUCGGUCAGAUAACAAACCUCGGCCGUUCCGAUUUCUGAAUGUUUGGACUUCCAAACCAGAUCUCUUGGAAGUGAUUCGCCAUGUUUGGAAACAAGAUGUGGGUGGGCCUCCGCUACGCGUAUUGUGUUCUAAAUUAUUGGCAACAAGGAGAGCUAUUCAAUCAUGGAACAAGCAACAUUUUGGGAAUAUUUUUGAUGCUGUCCGUUCUUCAGAAAUGGCGGUUCAACGAGCUGAGGAGUUGCUAGACCACGAUUAUUUCGAAGAGUGUCAAAUUGAGCUUAAUAAGGCACAAGCAGAAUUGCGGUAUUCAAUGUCAAUUGAAGAACAGUAUUGGAGACAGAAGGCCAGGGUCAAAUGGCUUCGUCAUGGAGAUAGGAAUACAAGAUAUUUUCAUGCGGUAGUAAGGCAGAGAAGAGCUCAAGGAAUGAUACACCGCAUCAAAAAGUCCAAUGGUGCGUGGGUGGAAAAGGACGAUGAUAUAGCAAGUGAGGCAUCGGCAUAUUUCAAUGAUCUUUUCACGGGCUCUUUGGAAUCAUCUACUGAUAUGCUACAUUUAAUUCCGCACUUGGUUACGGAAGAGGAUAAUGGAAAACUGGAAACAUUACCUUCAAUUGAGGAGGUAUAUGGAGUCAUAAAGUUAAUGGAUGGAGAAAGUGCAGCUGGCCCAGACGGUUUUACAGGCAAAUUUUUUACAUUUGCUUGGAAAGUGAUCGCUCAAGAUGUUUACAAUGCGGUACUGAGCUUCUUCUGUGGGGCGGAGCUACCACGAUUCAUCACUUCUACUUCAAUUAUACUAAUUCCAAAGACGCCAAAUCCUCAGGAAUUCUCUCAAUUCAGGCCUAUCAGUCUAUGCAAUUUUUUCAAUAAAGUGUUAUCUCGGAUUUUGACAGACAGGAUGGCUUGUUUACUGCCAAAAAUCAUUUCCCCACAUCAGACAGGUUUUGUGAAGGGCCGCAAUAUAACUGAAAAUUUUCUACUAGCUCAAGAGAUGGUAUCAAGCAUGGGGAAAAAGAAUAGAGGUGGAAAUGUUUUAAUGAAACUAGACAUGUCCAAGGCAUAUGACCGGAUGUCAUGGGGUCAUAUUAUUAAUAUUCUAAGGAGGUUUGGAUUCGGGGAAAUAUUUAUUGACCUUAUAUGGCGGUUACUCUCUAAUGUCUGGUUUUCAAUCAUUAUAAAUGGUUCCUCCUACGGUUUCUUCAAGUCUUCGAGAGGUCUUCGUCAGGGAGACCCAUUAUCUCCUGCAUUAUUCAUUAUAGGAUCUGAGGUUUUAUCUAGAGGACUGAAUAACCUCACCAUGCAAUCGAGGUUCCUGGGUUUCAAAGUUCCAUAUUGGUGUCCGGCUAUUACUCACUUGGCAUUUGCGGAUGAUGUUCUUAUAUUCGCAAAUGGAUCAUCUUCUUCUCUGAAGGCAAUCAUGCAGGUGUUACAGGCAUAUCAAAGGUGUUCGGGGCAGCUCAUAAAUGUGCAAAAAACCUGUUAUUUGGUCCACCCAUCGACGCCACCGGCGAGACGAAGGGUGAUUGAACGUAUCACUAGGUUUGCCUGGCAGUCAUUUCCGAUACGUUAUUUGGGAUUCCCUCUUUAUUCUGGAAGAUGCAAAUCUUCAUAUUUUGGAGAAGUGUGUCAGUCUAUUCUAGGGAGGAUUUUGUCAUGGAAAUCAAGGCUGCUUUCCUUUGGAGGCAAAAUAGUUCUAAUCAAGCACGUGUUGGCUUCUAUGCCAAUGCAUCUAAUGUCAGCUGCUGUGAUCCCGGCCAAGGUGUUCAAAAUUAUAGAAAGUUCGUGCUCGAACUUCUUGUGGAGAUCAUCAACCGACGACUCGAAAUUCCACUGGAUACGAUGGUCUCACUUGUGUUACCCGGUUGAGGAAGGGGGAGUCGGGUUCCGGAGACUACGAGACGUAUAUCAAGCUUUUUCAUGCAAGCUUUGGUGGAAUUUCCGAACAGGAUCAUCCCUGUGGGCAUCGUUCAUGAAAGCAAAAUAUUGCGGAAGCCUUCAUCCUUGUCAGAUCGAACUCAGAACAACGGACUCGGCAAUCUGGAGAAGGAUGAUCAACGUAAGUAGACAAGUGGAGCUCUCAAUGUUAUGGGAUGGAGCUUGUCAUUUUUGGUAUAACAACUGGUUGGGAAGUGGUGCGUUAUUUCUACAUGCAAAAGUUAUCCCAAAUUUGUCAUUCCAAAAUUUUAUCACCAAUGGUCACUGGAAUAUAAAUCUCUUACAUUCGACGAUGCCAAGCGAGAAACUUAUUUCCAUUUUGGCACACCCGGUACCAGAGGAAGGGAGUGAAGUUGAAGUCUUUUGGAUGCCCACGUCAUCUGGUAAGUUCUCUCUCCAAUCGGCUUUUGGGGACGUCAGGCAGACCCGACACAAGUCAAUGGCUUUUACUUACAUUUGGCAUCCUCAGAUUCCUUGGAAAGUCUCAUUCUUCAUGUUAAGAUUGUUUCUGAGAAGACUACCAUUACCAGAUAGGUUAGGUAAGCUUGGCUUCCAACUUCCCUCAAAGUGUUUUUGCUGCUCCUCGGCAUCUGUGGAGUCUAUUGAGCACCUAUUUGCCAACGGACAUAUUGCCUCGGUAGUUUGGAACUAUUUUGGAGGCCUAUGUGGAUUCAGGUGUCCAGGAUCUUUUUUGCGUCCUCGCAUCGUAGGAUGGUGGCUACGUUUACAUGACUCUGAGACACGACGACUUAUCGACCGCAUUCUACCUAGUGUACUUUGCUGGCAGAUUUGGAAAGCAAGAAAUAAAGCAAUGUUUGAGGGUGUGCAGAUGCAAUCGUCUGCUAUUUGUAAGAACAUUUUCUCAGAAAUACAGUCUAUCGUGGGGAUUCAUUUCAAACAAGAACUUCAAUUGCAGUCUUUUCAUCAUUUGUAUGAUCGAUCGCAUGUAUCUGUCGGUAGAAUUGCAUAUAAAUUGGUUUGCUGGGAAAUAAAGGAGACAGGGAGGUUGAUACUCAACACGGAUGGAUGCUCUAAAGGUAAUCCAGGAGUGGGUGGAGGUGGUGGAGUUCUCCGAGAUUCAUUUGGCGUACCAGUGAUUGCUUUCUCGGCUUAUCUUGGACAAACUACAUCUCUCCGUGCAGAGACUUGGGCCCUCCUUAUUGGUCUUCAAACAUGUAAAAAUAGGGGCUUCGAAAAUAUAAGGGUUCAAUCAGAUUCAUUGCUUUUAGUUGAGAUCAUUCAGCAGCGUAUUCAAUGUCCAUGGGAGAUUCGAAGGGAAAUCAGACAGAUUUUGAAGCUCUUGGAAGAUCCUGCUCAUUUAUCACACUGUUAUCGAGAGGCUAACACAGUUGCUGACGCUUUAUCCAAUGUCGAAACAUCUCAUCCCCACCAAUAA